UGCCUGUGGAAACGGCUAUCGUCCGCAACUGCUCAGAUAUCACAGAACCUCAGUCUCCUGAGAUGGAGACUACGAGCGGGUCAGGCGCGGGGCCGGAGCCGCCCGUGGCCGCCCAACCGCCGCCCAGUCCACUCUCUGGAGCCUACCUACUCAUCGUGGUCGGCGAACCUCAUACUGACGCUCACAAACAGGACAUACUCAGGAAAAUCGCUAAUGGAUUCCUCUCCUGGGACGUAGACUCCUGCCAUGUUGACCUGGACAAGGAACUUCAGGCUAUCAUCUCGGCAGCCCCUGAGGGCGAAGAGGCCAGGAAUGGAGAACGGCUGAUCCAGUUUGCCAGUGAGAACCUAGUGACCGAAGUGCUGAUCCAACCUCAACUGAACACCCUGAUACAGUGCAUCAGGAACUUGCUGAGUAGCUUCACUAAACACCGACACAUCAUCCACGCUGGCUAUACCUUCGCAGGCAAUGGCUCCUGGAUCGUCCAGGAUGGCACCUUUUCUCUUGCCGACUUGAUCGACGCGCUACAAGAGACAGAAGUGCAACGAGUGCUGCGCGCCUACGAACACUCUGUCACAGUGGACAUCCACUGCGCGCCCGAAGGGGACUGGAGCACCGCGCGGCUGCGGCGUGAGGCGUGCACCCGACUGUGUCGCGUCCGAGUCAACCCUGACGACGGACCUAGCCCAGCCGCCAACAUACAACAGUUCGUAGACUACCUUGCACCCUUCGUGCAGCCUCAAUCUAUCGACAAGCUACUACAUCCAUCCGAUGUGGUUGGCAACAUCAGAUUCAGCCACCCAACUCUCUAUGUAUUCCCAGGAGGUCAAGGUGACGCUGCACUGUUUGGAAUCAAUGGAUUCAACAUGCUUGUCGAUGGAGGCUUUGCCAGGAAGGCAUGUUUCUGGGACUUUGUGCGCCACCUGGACCGCUUGGACGCUGUCUUGAUGACAAGGAUCAACAACAGCAACUGCCAUGGAUUGUCUUCCAUCCUCCGUCGCAAGAGGCUCUCUCACGUCUACCCACAGAUUGGACACUUCUUCUGUAAUUUGCAGGAAAGAAAGCAGCCUUCAACACCGGAUGAGGAGAAAGUCAGAGACCCACUACUGGUCAGCCUGCUUGACGAGGGACAGGAAAUGGUCCAGAACCUUAAACACCUUCAGCUGAAACCCCACAACUGUGUGCGAGAUUCAGUAUUGGAACCUAUCAAUCUGUACCACAAGGUUGGACAUGGCAAACUGGACAUGUAUGUCAUUAGUCCAUCUAGAGACAGUAAAGAACUGAAAGAAUUUUUAUCAAAGUGGAAUUCAAACGACGUUUCGAUGUUUAAUAGUGUAUCAAGAAAGCCUGGUGACAAAGACAUUAGUUUUCCUUUCCAAAAUCUUGUCUCAAUAUGUGCACUCUUAGUGUGGCAACCUGCAAACCCUGAAGAUACAAUUACAAGGAUUCUUUUUCCGGGCAGCACCCCUCAGCAUAAAAUCUUUGAGGGAUUAGAGAAGCUACGUAGUCUUGACUUCAUGAAGCAGCCAGUAUGUACAGCUAAAACACUUUCACCAUCAUCUUCAACAACGGGUAUAAGUACAAAGGUAACCAAAACUAAAUCCACUCCUGCUGUAAUAGAUAAAUUGGUCCCUGGUGAAGGCCUCAGUAAACCUAUAUCUAAAGGGAUAACACAAGCAGAUUCUGUGGGUAAACAAGCUGUAGCCAAAACCUCUACAAUACCUGUGUCUGGCUCCGGUGAGACAAAAAUCAAAACAACACAGCCAGCUCCUCCUAAGACUGUAAAGCAGAAGCAGGAAAAACUGAAAGUUGAAAAAGAUAAUAAAACCGAAGUAGAUAAGAACAUUGAAGCUGAUGCUACAGAUAAUGUAAAGCAAGACAAACCACUACUAAUUACAGAUCAGUUAAAAGAAAAAGAAUCAAUAAAAAUGAAGAAUGAAAAAACAAAGGCUGAAAAUAAACCUAAGAAAACCGAAAGCAAAAUUACUUCUCGAAUAUCAGAAAAGAAACCGGCAAAAGUACCUUCAGUGGAAAAGAAAGAUUCAGUUAAAUCAUCUCCGACUACACCGAAAAAAAGUGUUGAAUCAAAAAUGAAUGGAGUCGCUUCAAAAACAGAAAUAGUGAAGAGUACACCAAAACCAAGACUGAAAACAUCACCAUCGUCCACUCCUGCAAAAAGUACCAAAGAAGAGAACAAUAGAAAGGUCGUUGAAUCAAAAGCAAAGGCAGCAAUCACCUCUAAACCCACUGCACCUAGACAGUCAAAAAAAGAUGAUAAUGUGGUAAAACAAAAGCUAGACAAAAAACCUAUUAAGAAGACUUUAUCCUCAUCGCCGGUAAAAUUGCCGUCUAAAUCAUUUUCACCUGUUAAAAGCGCAUCGAAAACACUUUCAAAAACUAAAAGAGAUAGUAAAAAGCUGAAAGGUGAAAUUGAAAAGGGUAUUGUAACAGACUCAUCCGCAGUUUCAACUCCCUCAACAGUUGAUGCUGAAACUGCAAUAACAAAGGAAGAAAAAGUUGAACUCAAAGAAAAAACAAAUGGCCUUGUUGAGAAGGAUGUUGACUCGGGGAAAUUUGAAGAAAAUGAAAAAGUAGAAGAUGACACUAGCAAAGAUAUUGACACAUCUGUUGAAGUAAAGAAUAAAGCUGAAGAAGCCAGUGUGAGUGAAGAUGUAGCUAGUGUUGAAAAACCGGAAGAACAUCGCAUAGAAACUAGUGAAAAGGAUUAUAGCGAAAAAGAAGAAGAGGAUGAAAUUUUAAUAAUAGAAAAGGUUGAAAUUGAACAAUACGGCGAUGAUUCUGUUCAAGAUCAAGAGAGCUUAGAAUCCCAUGUUCCUGAUGAUGGAGAAGACGAAAUCCAAAAACAUUUACGCGACGAAGCGGAAUCUGAAAAAAAGAAGGACGACCAACCUAAAACUGAAGAAUGUCAAGACAUUGAAGAAAAUGAUGUUGUAUUACAUGACGAUCAAAUUGAAAAAGGUACCUUACUUGAAGAGAAAGAUAUAAGUGAACCAGCUAAACCAAGUGAUUUACCUCUGUCAUUAGUAAAAGAGAUUUCAACAGAAAAGGUCAUGACUCCAGAAAACCGAGAACAGAUUGAAGAAGAAGUACAAGAUAUUAUAACAUCUGCCACAGAUUUUGUUGCAAAAGCCAAAUUAGAGCAAUCCAAAGAAAGUUCUGAACUUUCUGCUGAUGGGAUUGGUUCUGAUGAACAAAAGACAUCAGGGGAAACAAAAGAUCUUCUCUCCAGUCCGGAAAAGUUCCCCGGGUUAUCUGAUAAAAACUUGACUGAUGAUGACAACAAACAAGAUGAUUUGAAAGACAGGUCUAAGGAAAUCGGAGAUGUAAGAUAUGCAGCAGAGGAAAGUCAGCCUGAUGAGAAAAUGUCUACAACGGUUGAAUCAGGUGCAACAACAGCUCCAACUCUUCCUGAGGACGAGAGGAUACCGUUAGAUGAAAUAAAGGAAGGUAUAGAAGAGAAGUAUGAUAAGGAAGACACAAAAGAAAAAGAAAUCGGAGCUUUGUCUGGAAGAAUAGAGCAGCCGACAACAUUACCUCAGGUUUCCAUUGUACCAGGGGGGCCCUACGAGGUUCAGGCAUCACAAAUUCUUAGAGAUAUUGUGAAAACUCCUGAUGAAGUGGCAGACUUACCAGUUCAUGAAGAAGUUGAUGGAUUAUAUGAGGAGGAAGAUUUUAGUCGAGACCAAUCAAAAAGUAAAGAAGACUUGCUUAACAUUAGUGGCAAAAAAGAUAUGGAUACAAAGGAAGAUACAAAAGAAGGUUUGACUGAAAACAAGAAUGUGUUAGAAGCACAUGAACAAAUAAAAAAACCAGACACAGUAUUGGCUGAAGAUGACGCCAAAGAAAAAGAGAUACAAACCAAAGAUGCUAAAACAGACAAUGAAGAACUAAAUGAAUUGACAAAUAUUCGACAAAAGCUUGAGGCAGAAGAUCUUAAACAAGAACAAAUCGAGGCUGACCAAAAACUGCUAUCUAAGGGUUUAGACCUUGAAUCAAAGCAUGAAAUGGUUCUUGAAACGGAACCUGUGCACUCUAUGCUAAAAGCACCCGAAGUAGCUGAACUAGUCAUGGUGACUCCUGAUUCAGCUCCAGAAUCACCCCUGCAUUUGUUAACAGAGAAGAAGGAUAAACUUGAUGACAAGCCUACAAUUGAUGCAGCCUCUAAAACAGAUGAGAGCCCGCCUACAAUUAAACAUGGGGAAAUUGAAGAAUCUUUAGACAUAGUAAUGGACCUUAAAAAGCCAAUAAGUUCACCCAAAACUCCUCCAGCUAGUCCAAUUCUUGAAGAUUUUACCAAAGAAAAAGACCAAAUUAAUGUUAUACCAGAGGUUACAGAGUUAUCUGAGAUCUCAAAGGAUGUGAUUGGUAGUCAUGAAGCACAAGAAACUUUAGAUGCAACUAAGUUAAAAACUGAUCAAAAACCUAUCCUAGAAAGUGCUAGUCUUAUCAAACCUGAGGAAUUAGAUAACAUCAUAACACAAGCCACAAAGGAUCGAGUGGAAUUUGAUAAUCAACUUGUGAGUGAAAUGAAUAAAGUGGUUCUAGAAGAUGAAACAAAAUCUGUGGAUAUUAUUUCACAUGAAACAGAACUUCCCUCUAUACCGGAAAAAGAAAUUGAUUCUUUUGAAAAAAGUACUGAUGUCCAGGAAAGUGAUGUGAAGUAUCAAGAUGCUGGUAAUUCUAAAUCAAAUGUUUCAGAACUACCUGAUAAACUUACAACAUGUUCCGAUAUAAAGAGUGAUCCCCAGAAGUCACAAGAGGAGGAAUUAUUAGUAGACAAGUCCAAAUCUCUGGACAGAGUAGGCCCGCUUGUUGCUGAAGGUUUAGGAGAAUCUCCAAAGCUAGACCAAGAACAGACUGUCAAUGAAAAACUGGAGACCGAAAAAUGUAUUAGUCCAGAGGAAAUAAUCAUUGCAGAAGGAGAUGAUCAGUCAUCGAAAAAAGGAGCUGAAGAGGCAACUAAAGCACAACCUUCAGAUCUGGGCAGUCUUUUAACUAAUACUGACAAAAUAUUUCCAGAAGAUACAGGUAAAACAGAUAAACAAGAAGCACCUGAGGAUAGGCCAGUAGAACAAUCUAAAUUAUUAGAUAAAGGAGCAACUGUUCUAGAUAAGGAUGACUCUCCUAAAGCAAUCGGUUUUGUUUCUCAAGAGAGGUCUGAGGAGAAAGCAGAGGAGGGGAAUUUACCUGUAACAGAAAUUCAUGGAAUAACACAAGCUACCAAUGUGCCUAGUAAACAAGAAAAUGAAACAUCUCAUUUAGAAGAGGGUGACACUCUGCCUUUAUCAAUUGACAACAAACAAGACUCUAAGCAGACACAAAAUGUUAAAAUUGAGGCUGAGAAAUUACCAUCAAGCAUAGAGAAAGUCGAAACAUAUAAAAGCACCAGUCCUUUGUCUAUUGACACAGGUGCUUCAAAAACUGAAGAAUUAGAACAAAGUGAAGAAACAAAAACGGGCUCUCCUAAGAGCCCUCUUCCAUCUUCUGAGAAGGGGGAUAGCAAACAUAGUACUCCAAAGAGUGUUAGUCCAACACUCUAUGAAAAAGAAGAUAUCGUUAGGGAUGCAAAAAAGAGUCAUGCUGGAGAAGACGAAAAUUCAAUUCUAGAGAAGCAUAUAUCUCCGAAAAGUAUUAGCCCAGUACCUUCUGAAGAAAGGCACGGUAUUACUAUUGAUGGGGAUCAAACUAUUCAAGAGAAAUCUGUAACUCCAAAAAGUAUUAGCCCAGUACCUUCUGAAAAAAGAGACAGUGUUAUAAAUGAUAAAGAUAUAACUAUGCAAGAGAAAUCAGUCACUCCAAAAAGUAUUAGCCCAGUACCUUCUGAAAAAAGAGACAGUGUUAUAAAUGAUAAGGAUCUAACUCUGCAAGAGAAAUCUGUCACUCCAACAAGUAUUAGCCCAGUACCUUCUGAAAAAAGAGAGAGUGUUAUAAAUGAUAAGGAUCUAACUAUGCAAGACAAAUCAGUCACUCCAAAAAGUAUUAGCCCAGUACCUUCUGAAAAAAGAGACAGUGCUAUAAAUGAUAAGGAUCUAACUAUGCAAGAGAAAUCAGUCACUCCAAAAAGUAUUAGCCCAGUACCUUCUGAAAAAAGGGACAGUGUUUUAAAUGAUAAGGAUCUAACUAUGUUAGAGAAAUCAGUCACUCCAAAAAGUAUUAGCCCUGCACCAUCAGAAAAAAGAGACAGUGUUGUAAAUGAUAAGGAUCUAACUAUGCUAGAGAAAUCAGUCACUCCAAAAAGUAUUAGCCCAGUACCUUCUGAAAAAAGAGACAGUGUUGUAAAUGAUAAGGAUCUAACUAUGCAAGAUAAACCAAUCACUCCAAAAAGUACUAGCCCAGUACCUUCUGAAAAAAGAGACAGUGUUAUAAAUGAUAAGGAUCUACCUAUGCAAGAGAAAUCAGUCACUCCAAAAAGUAUUAGCCCAGUCCCUUCUGAAAAAAGAGACAGUGUUAUAAAUGACAAGGAUCUAACUAUGCAAGAUAAGUCAGUCACUCCGAAAAGUAUCAGCCCUGCACCAUCAGAAAAAGAAGCUGAUGAAAAGGAAAAAACCAAAUUAGAUACACAGGUAUCACCAAAAAGUGUGAGCCCUGUACAUUCCGAGAAAAGGGACAGCAUAUCUCAUGAUCUCUGCCAACAAAUGGAUAGUAUUCCUCAGGAUAAGGAACAACCCAUUGAGAAUCUUGCAACUCCCAAAAGCAUUAGCCCUGUAAUAUCGGAGAAAGGGGAUACUGUUACUGAUGGAAAGAAACAAUACUCUUUAGAAAAGCACGACUCUCCUAAAAGUGUAAGUCCUGUGCCUUCUGAUAAGAGUGACAGCAUCCCUGAAAAUAAGAAACAAACUGAUUUGGAGAAGCCUGUCUCUGAAAAAAGCGUAAGUCCUGAACCAUCGACAAAAGGAGACAUUGUAACCGAUGAUAAAGCACAAGCUGUAUUAGAGAAGCAGUCCUCUUCUAAAAGUGCAAGUCCUUCGCCAACAGAAAAAGAAGACAGUAAUGUUCAUGAUAAAGAACAAUCUUUACAAGAGAAACCAAUCUCUCCAAAUAUCAUUAAUCAAGAGUCACUAGAGAAAGAGGCAGUGAAAUGUGAUGAAAAGGAACAACCUACCUCAGUAAAAAAUACUUUUCUCGAAAGUGAGAUACCUCUGUCUGCUAAAGAAAUCAGCAGUGUUACAACCAGUGAGGAACAGAGUGUUACAGAGAAAUCAGUUUCUACAAAAAGCAUAAGUCCUGUACCAGCUGAAAAGGGAGACUCCUCAUCUGACACAAAAGAACAAAACAUUAUAGAGAAGCAGACCCCUCCUAAAAGUGUUAGUCCUGUAUCUUCUGAAAGAAUUGAUACUAUUCCUCAGGACAAAGAAGAAACUAUUCCUGAGAAAGGUGGCAGCUCUGAUGUACCAGAUAAAAUGGAGAUUGUAGCUGAUGGUAAAGAACAAGUUAAUUUAGAGAAGCAGGUUUCUCAAAAAAGUAUCACUUCUGUAUAUUCUGAGAAAACAGACAGCAUUUCUGAUGACAAGGAAAAGACAGAUUUAGAGAAGAAGACUUCACCGCUUCAAAGUCUAAGUCCAGUACCAUCUGAAAAAGAAGUGUCUGCACAAACUGUAUUGGAGAAACAGUCCUCUCCAAAAGGUGUUAGUCCUGAACCUACAGAGAAAAAAGAAAGCUUUCCUCGUGACAAAGAACCAGGAGAGAAACAAAUUUCUCCAAAAAGCAUCAGUCCUACACAAUCAGAGACAGGAGUAACUCUUUCUGACAGAAUAGAAAAAACAAUUUUAGAAGAGCAAACUUCUCCAAAAAGUGUUACUCCUGUACCUGUAGAGAAAGAAGAUAACAUCACUCACACCAAGGAACAGAAUACUGUACAAGAGUCAGUUUCCCCACAAAGCAUUAGCCCUGUGCCAUUAGAGAAAGAAGAUAGCAAGUCUGAUGGGAAAGAAUCAACUCUGAUGGAGAAGCACCUUUCCCCAAAAAGUGUUAGUCCUGUCCCAUCAGAAAAAGUAGAAGUCGUAUCAGAAAAAGUAGAAGUUGUAUCAGAUGGAAAAGAAUCCACUUGCUUGGAGAAAGAGGGGUCGCCAAAAGGUGUAAGCCCUGUUCCGUCUGAAGAAAAAGAUACCAUUUUAUUAGGUAAUGAUCAAACUAUUCUACAGAAGGGAUCAAUAGAAGUCUCCCCAAAAAGCAUAAGUCCUGUACCCUCCGAGAAAGCAGAAACUUUAUCUGAUGGUAAAGUACUCACUAUGCUAGAAAAUAUAGCUACUCCUAAAAGCAUUAGUCCUGUACCAUCUGAAAAGGAAGAUUUCGUCUGUCAAAGCAAACAACCUGAUUCUUCACAGAAGCUUGAUACUCCAAAGAGGCUUAGUCCUGUGCAGUCAGAGAAAGAGGUUAUUGAUGAUCAUAAGGAACAAGUGGUUGUAGAGGAUAGUUUGAUUCAAAAAAGUAUCAGUCCAUUGCUCUCUGAAAAAGAAGAUAACAUUGCUUCUUCAAAGAGCAUGAGUCCAGAACUUUCUGUUAGGGUACUUGAUGAAAAAACAGAGUUGCAAACAACAAUUUUAGAAAAACAUGAUACUCCAAAAGCCAGUAGUCCGGUGCACUCUGGUGAGGGUGGUGACCAGAAACCUCGUAAAGAAGAAACCUCUUUUGACAAUCAGGAUUCCCCUAAGAGUGUAAGCCCCCUCCCAGUAGAUUCGGUAGACAAAGGAAAAGAGAAAGGUGAAACAAUACUUGAAAAACAUGGUAGCCCUGAUAUCAAGGAAAAUGGUAAAGAACAUGAGCAAACCCUCUUAGAAACACAAGGCGGUGCUAAAAGUGUUAGCCCGAUAUAUACCAAGGAGCAGACAUUCUGUGGAACUAUUGAAACUCCAAAAAGCCUCAGUCCUGUACCUUCAGAAGGGCAAUCUGGUGGCAAGGAGCAAGCACCUACAGACAAAGUGGAUUCUCCCAAAAGUAUUAGUCCUGUGCCUUCUGAUAAGGGAGAAAAUAAAGUUGACGAAAAAGCACGAGAGUCUUCAGAAAAACUUGAGAUAUCUAAAAGCAUCAGUCCCACACAUUCGGAUCAUGGAGAAUUGAAUUUAGGAGACAAAGCAACUUUAGAUUCAGUAAAACAGGAGUCACCUAAAAGCAUUAGCCCUGUGCCUUCAGAUAAGGAAGUUAAAAUUGCUGAAAAAGAACUGUCGGGUUCAGAAAAACAUGACUCUCCUAAAAGCAUAAGUCCACUGCCUAGUGAUAAAGAGGAUACCAAAGGAUUAGUAAAAGAAACUGGGUGUGAAAAACAAGACACUCCAAAAAGCAUUAGUCCCUUACCCAGUGAUAAGGAUAGUUCUGAACCGUCAGAAAAGGAGUUGUCUUUAAAAGAUGUGCCUGUCCCAUCCAAAGAUGUCAUUAGCGUUAAAAGUGAUGUAACCGACAUUAAACAAUCGGAAAGUCCCUCAUCACACAGUGAUAUGGUUAGUUCAAAAACUAGUAGUGUGUCUGUUACUGAAACCGAAAAAGCUGACACUGAACUCUCGGAAAAAGAAAAGGAUAAAAUCAUACUAGCCACAGUUUUGAAAGAAGCUUCAUCUACAGUUGAACUGCAAAGUGGUCAAGGAACUGGUGUCACUCAUAGCCAAGAACAAGAAGAAAAUAUAAUUUCAAGUAAGCUUACAGAACCUGAAGAGAAGAAUUUAAAAUCAAACUUAGAAUCUUUUUCAGCGAUUGAUAAAAUUGCAAUUGAAUCAUCUCUGGAUCAGAUAAGUAGUGAUAUUAAAAUUGUUGAAAAUGAAAGAGACACUUCAAUAAAAGAUAACCAAUUAGAAAGUAGCAAAUUAAGUUGUAUAGAGGUUUCUACUUCAAGUGAAACACAUUCACCAGUUAAUGGUCAAGAGGACACUAAUAAUAUAAGUGCUUCGUCUACAGGGGAGGAUACUGUGAUUGAAAAGCCAUUAGCUAGUAAGAGUAUAAAGACUGAAAAGGAUAUUAAAUCUGAUUCUGAAAGUUUAGUGCCUUCUAAUUUAAUAAGCCCUGGCCUACAUUCAACAUUAAAUGAAAGUUCAUCUGGUUCAAGUGUUAAAGACAGUUCAGCAAAUUCAACUGCUGAACAGAGAUCUACUGGUAUUACUGAAACAAAGAGCGGCCUUCAUUCAGCUGAUGUUAGUUCUCUAAGUAGUAGUAAAGUUGAUGAUACGGAAUCUGCAAGUUCGAUGAAGGAAGAAAUCUCAUCCGUUCAUAGAAUGCUUGUUACUGGUAGUAGUGAAGAUGGCGGUACUGAGACAGAGCUUUGUUCGAGUUCUGUAAGGAAGUUGUCAAGUAGUUCUCUUGAUAAAAACUUAGGAAACGUAGCACAUGUCUCUCAAGAAGAUGAAUCUGAGCCCGAUCAUGUGGCAACAUUUUCCGCUGAAAAACAAGAAACUGCAGGAUUUUCGACAAAGGAAGCCGAAUUGCCACCUGAAAAAACAAUUAUUACUACAACAGUAUACUCAACAGAUGGCAAGGAACCUCAAAUCAAUGAAAGCACAAAACCAAGUGAUGUUGUAAAAACUAUAACGACAACAGUCAUAAAGACAUUUGGUGAACAUCCAAGCACCGACAUCAAAACAACCGAAGAAAUUGUGCCCUCUACAGGAGAAAUAUCACAUACAGACAUUGAAAAAACAGUGAAGAAAAGUGAAAUAGUUUCAUCUGGGGUUCAAUCAUUGAAGAGAGAAGUGUCUGAUGCUGGGAGAAGUGGUACGCCAGCAUCAGACUUGGCGAGUGAACGAGAGCUCGAGAUGGGAGGUAUUUCAACUCCACACAGUGACAUCAGUAGUGGGCAAGUCUCUAGGGCAGCGACUCAUGUGUGGGGAGAGAGUAGCGAGGGCAGACCUGACUCUCGCCAUUGUGACAGUGAUGAUGAUGUCCCCUGCUCUCCAAUGAGUGCGACAUCACAUCUGGCCCAGUCUCCUCCUCAGUUUGACUUUGAUAUUCAUCAGCAUGCUUCUAAAGACUCUUCUCUACCUGCAGCUAUGACUGGUUCGUUGUACGGUAGCCUCCCUGAUGAUCCUCUGGAGGAAUACAUGAAGAGUAAGAAUUUGCCUGUUGAGAGUCAGAUGUAUUCUUCAAUGUACGUGAGCAAGUACGGUGAUGACGAUGAGAGUGAAGAUGAGCAUAAACCUGUGCUUAGUGGCUCUAAAAUUCUGUCUGGAGUUCAACAAACUAAAACCGAAGAUAUUGAUUUUGAAACUGCAAUAAAAGAACACAGAUCAGUAAGAGGCGAGGAUCUGACAGUAAAAUACACAAACGGUAAAUCUGAGACUACUGUCAAUGGGAAGUCGAGUCAUGGUGGUACAAGCACUAACGGGUUAAGCAACGGUAAAAGCUCACAACCAGAUAGUCUUGAAUACCAAGUAAGUCAAUCUUCUUCGGCCGUUAGCUCAACCAUACUGUCCAAAGCUGUACCGUCUCUCCCUGUCACUGAAACUAGCUCAAGUAGUUCCUCCAAACCAUCAGUUGAAGAAAAGAAAGAUCCCAUCGAGGGAUGGGGCAAACCUCUCGGACUUCCUCCACCACCGAAGAAUCUAAUUGAUUCACCUCUCAGCCAAAGUACUCUAACUCUGGUGUGGAACCCAGCAGAUGAGUGGGGUAUUCCCCUAGGACUGCCCUCCCCUGCCCCCCCAGCUGUCAAGAAAGACUCUAUGAAUGGUGAAAUUGACGCUGAAAUAACAUCUACCAGUAACAAAACAACACCAAAGAAGGUUGCCAGAAGGAAUGCUGAAAAUAACAAGUCUGCUUCUAACACAUUAAUAGGUAAAGAAGCAAGUAACAAAUCGAAGCAUCCUGAGUCACCUGUUAAACGGGCUUCCAAUAAGGAUGCCAAAUCAAAGUCCAUCUCACCUGUGUACAUGGACUUGACGUAUGUUCCUCACCACGGAAAUUCAAACUAUACCAACGUUGAGUUUUUCAAGCGAAUUCGAGCUCGUUAUUAUGUCUUCAGCGGGACUGAGCCCAGCAGAGAGGUGUUCAACGCACUACUUGAGGCCAAGCAAACAUGGGAAGACCAAGAUUUAGAAGUAACGAUUAUUCCGACCUACGACACCGACACUCUGGGCUACUGGGUGGCAGAGAAUGAGGAUCUGCUAGCCAAGUACAAGAUAGAUCUGUCCCCCUCAGCUAGCCGCUGCACUAUCAACCUCCAGGAUCACGAGACCAGCUGCUCCGCGUACCGACUGGAGUUCUAGGGCCACGUGCCUUCCGAUAGGCUCAAGGUCUACGGAUGUGCUGCGUCUUAACACUGUUGUCACUAGACAAUGUGCGCUCACUCAAUGGAAUCUGUUUUAUCCGUGCAGCAGAAGUUCUGCUUAAUUUUCACAGCGACUUUGCCAUCUUCCUGAGUUGCUGUUGCAGUAAAGAAGCUAGAUCGGAGAGUAUCGAUUCCACAGUGUGUAUAUUGUGUAGAUUUUGUUUCAGUUAUGAGACUGGCUCUCUUUAAAGUGAUAUUAUAAUAGCUUUUUAAAGAAAACGCCUGUAUUUUAACCUGUAUGUAUUUCAAUUGCUUUUUACAAUUCAGUUCGGUUUCAAUUUUCAGUUUUUUUUUUUUAUUUGCUGCACAAAAAUUAGUCCUUGCAUUUCCUGUACAUCCGUCCACAUAAUUUUACUAUGGCAUUUGUAAGACUUUUACACUACUUUUAAAAGGAGUAUAUAAGUGGCUUUUUCACUUUUCUUGAGGUCCUUCGUUUUAAAUCCAGAACGGCACAAACAGAUUCCAAAAUGACGUUACACUUUGAGUGAUGGUACACAAAAGGUCUCUAAUACAAUUAAUAUUAGAUUUUCCUUAAUCAAAAAUGUAAUUUUAAGCGGCCCCGAUACUAAUAUCUAUGUCAGGGAUUUAAUAGUCGGAUCUAUUUUAGUAUUUUAGCUUUGAACUUCAUAGAAGAGGUGUGAUCAACUGUAGCAUAUAUGAAAGCGACUGCGACAGUCUAGCUCAAGUGAAGGGGGCUCCCUAGCGUAGUUGGAGUUUGGGAGUUCUGAAACUCGGUGCCAUGGAUUCGGGAGCUCCACGCCGGGUACAAUGAUGGAAUUACCAGAACCGUCUAAAACAACAAUCAGAGAAAUUGUUGCUAUGCAGUCCAUGUCCAUUUUGCUUUAUAUUACGUAUUUAAAGCUUAUUAUAUUACUACUAUAUAUCAGUACUUAAUAUAUUCAAACAGUAGAUGAAAGGUAAUUCCUUACAUUGAUGUUUAUACCAUUUGUCAUAUUUAGAAAGUUGACGAUCAAUCGUUACAUUUGUUGCUAGUUACUUUGUUAGUUUAUGUUGCAAGUGUAACAAGCAUCUUAAGUGUUUUAAAUUAGAAAUGAUUGAAUUUUUUAAAUUGUAAGGCUUUUGGAAAAAAGGGUUUAAAAAAUUUUAAAUUGUUAAACUUUAGCAAUGUUUUAAGAAGUGCAAUCAAUAUGUUAUCCUCCUGUUUAAUAAGUUUCAUAUGUUCAAGAAAUGUUGUGUUUUUGUUUGUUAAGACUUGGAGCUUUAGGAACAAUUUUUAGUGAUCCAAUUUUCAAUACCUAUGUUUUAUUUAUUAUAACUCUACCAUUGAGCCAAUCUUGAAGUUUUUUAUGUGUGACAAUAUGAUUUCUGUACCUAUUUGUACAAUUAUUAAAAAUAUUGCAGUAUACAGAAGUAACAAAUUAAUUAUUUUCAAUCAGAACACAAUAGUGUGAUAUACAUACAUGUGAUGAUAGAUAUUUCUUUUAAAAAGAUUUUCUGAUCAUACCUAUAAACAAAUUCAAGCAUUUUAUUCUAAUGAUGGUACAGAUGUUAGCUCAAUGGUACAGUUACAUUUCUAGAAAGACCCUAGAUCAGAAUUGAUAUUUGAUUGUUUGAAAAGUGAUAAAUUCCCAAAACAUGUGAACGGUUUGCAAAACUAAUAGCAACCAUUUUUGUCAUUAGGGAAUGCCAAAUAUUUCCAGCAGUGAAUUGCAUUGUAUAUUGUUAUAGUUGUUGUUUGAAUGCCGUUAGAUUUAUUUUCAAACACUGCUAUUUUACAUUGGUUUAGUAUGUGCUAAAUAUUUUAUUUUCUGCACAAGACAUUUAAUUUCCAUUUGUUACUUAAUAACUGUAUCAUUCCAAAUUGCAUUUAUUUUUGGCAAACCAGAUUUUAUGUGGGUCUUGUAAAGGUAAUAAAAUAUUAGUUCAUGUUUGAUGGAAUUGCCUGAAUUUCUUUGGUGUUCAGUUAAAUAAAUUUGGAUAAUUUGUUUGGAUUUGGCAUCUAGACUGAAUGGUAAUUUCUACGAUAACAGCUCUGUUACCAGUGCCGUAAUAUUCCAUCCUACUAAUAAAUCCCAGAAACAGUUAAAUGACAUGGGAAAAACUACUAAACCUGUUUCUUGAUUUAUUUAGUACCUGUAUAAUUUAUGUUGAGCACUAAUUCCCUUUUGUUUUACAACUUCAAUGUGUGGCUCAAUAAAAAGGCAUUCAAUUAAUGGUUUUAAAACAAUCUUUUGUCAAUUACCCAUAUGAUAAGGGUGUGAUUUUAUUAUAAUGUUUCAUUACGGUACCAAAAUCAUACAAAGUUCACCACGAUAAAUUUUAGCUUCCCUGAGAGUUUGAUAAGUUGUCACCUAAUUUUCUUUUCAUAAUUUUAACAUUGUUCUUUACAUUUUCUUCUUAGCAAUACCAACAAAAACAAAUAUAAAUUUUUUCCCUGACCAAUUAUUUUAAAGACGCCAUUGUAUAGCUCCAAUAUUAUUAACAUUUGGUUUUUUUACACCUCGAUAUCAAACAAGUCCUUAUGAAGAUUCCUUAACGUUUUAACGCUAUUUAUGUGAUACUUGUUUUCUAUUCACGUAACUAUAUGACUACCAAACGUUGCGUCAGGCAAUCCCACCAACGUGGAUCUGCGUCUUGUGACAUUCUUCGCCUGUGAGUUAGAUCCAUCCUCCAGGUGUUGGAAACUUACUUCUGUAGUGGAACGGUAAAGUAGUCAGUUCCAUUUCCAGCCAUGCGGCCAUGUGUUACUUUUGAUAUCAAACUUAGGUGUUGUCUAGCUUUGUAAAUUCCAUUAAAAGACUGACUCGAGUAAGUGAGGAGUAAUGUCAGUGGUGUGAAGGCUCAAGAAUAACCGAAGCUCUUUCUCAAUCCCAUUAAGGGUUGGGUUGCACUAAAUACGGAAACAUGGUCUAUUUCUUAAACCAUUCUAAAUCCUAGCCAAACAACCUGAAUAAGUAAAACAAUUGCAGUUAUUUUGUUGUGUCUGCAACCUUACAGUAUACACUAUUUUGUUCAUUUUGAAAAAUUAUAGUUUUUAACCUUUUGUUGUUUAACAUAGUUUAUUUCUGUUAAAAUUGCAAAAUUUGAAACUAAGGUAAACCUGUGUAUGGUAAUUUUCUGUUUUACGUUUUACUUUGGAUGAAGAUUUAAAAAUAAACAUGCUACAGCCUGUUUUUAAAUAGUAUUUGAUAUCUUGAGGUUGUUCAUGGUACUUAUUUUUUGUAUUAUAUUAGGCCCUGAAAAUGUAUUUUACAUGUUAUUUAUAUUCAGAAAAUUAUUGUAUUGUUUAGUUUGUAUAAGUUGUGCAAUCGUAUGAUUAUUUAUUAAUUUUUCUAGGUGGUGAUUAAACUAACUAGCCUAAUUUUACCAAAGACCAAAUAUAUGUAUUUUAGAUAUUCUAAGGUCCUAUUGUUCUAAUAUCUGUUUUAUGUGAUUAGUUGGUGUGUUGGUGCCCCAUUGUACAAUCCCUGCUAUUACUUGGAAAAAAAUUAAACUCAACAAAUCCUAAACAAAUAUAUUUUUUGUAUUAUUUUUUAACUAUAAUACGUUAAUUUUGUAAUGUUACAUUAAAAUAUAUUUGUUAAAAUUAAUAAUGUUAUAUUUUAGUAACAUAUUUUAAAACUCAAAAUGUGAUUACUGUACUUCAAUUAUUGCAAAUUUCAAUUGUUAUCAAUUAAUGGAAAAACUAUUAUGAAUAUAUAACACAAUAUUUAAAUUUAACCUUGGGGAUUAUGAGCAUACAAGAGCACAUUUAUACGAGGCAAAAAGAGCUUUUGAUUGUAAUGUUAACAUUAUUGUAAAGUAUGGAUUAUUAAUGAUGUUAUUCGUAGUUUUAUAUGAAUAUAAUUAUUUAGUUUGCUAUCAUGGUGCUAUAAGAAUGUCACCGUAGGUUUGCCUUGGAAUGAGUGAAGACGACGGCUUAGCCACUUUCGUUUUCCCGCCCGCUUUCAUCCUGCAUGCGUUUUGUAAAGAUCAUUCAGAGGUAUUUAUAAGGAAAUGUAAUGAAUAAUUACUGGUAAUAAAAGUGUUACAAAACCC
Messenger RNA from Macrosteles quadrilineatus (aster leafhopper), 16264 nucleotides. RefSeq names its product microtubule-associated protein futsch (gene futsch). The coding region runs from base 63 to 12203 and encodes 4046 amino acids. The transcript has 10 exons. Gene Ontology annotation, biological process: microtubule cytoskeleton organization; dendrite development; regulation of microtubule depolymerization. Lineage: Eukaryota; Metazoa; Arthropoda; Insecta; Hemiptera; Cicadellidae. Gene Ontology annotation, molecular function: microtubule binding; actin binding. The record is from RefSeq and is a predicted model, not a curated record. Gene Ontology annotation, cellular component: synapse; microtubule; neuronal cell body.